AUGCCGGAGCUCUCGGUCAAGGCCAUCAAAGGCCGCCCUGUGGCCGUACUUGGUGGUGGUGUGCUAGGCCGACGCAUUGCAUGUACAUGGGCUGCCGCAGGCUACACUGUACAUAUCCGAGACCCAUCUCUGGAACAACGCAACUCUGCCAUUCACUACGUUGAACAGAACGUGGCCUCAUACGCCAAAACCAUCUCAUCUUCGAAUCUUGGCAAAGCUACAGCUUUCGAAGAUCUGGACGCCGCUGUCAAGGAUGCAUGGACUGUUAUCGAAGCAGUGCCUGAAAAGCUGCAACUCAAAAUCGAUACCUUUGCGGGGCUUGCGAAAUUGACCAAGAAGGAUUGUCUGCUAGCGAGUAAUUCGAGCAGUUACAAGAGCGGAGAGAUGCUGGAAAAGGUUGAUGAAGACACGAAACGACGCAUCUUCAACGUCCAUUACAUGAUGCCUCCGGACAACAGAGUGGUGGAACUGAUGACCGAUGGCUUUACUGAUGAAGCCGUAAUUUUGUUCUACGUCGAAAGACUGAAGGAGUGUGGUAUGAGCCCUAUUGUUGCGAGGAAGGAGAGCACAGGGUUUGUAUUCAAUCGUAUCUGGGCAGCCAUCAAGCGCGAAUGCCUUACCGUGCUCAGUGAAGGCGUCAGCACUCCUGAGGAGUUGGAUCGCGUUUGGGUGGAGAUGUUCUCUGGAGGGAAAGCCGGUCCUUGCGGUAUGAUGGACGCUGUUGGUCUGGACACCGUCGCCUUUAUCGAACAACACUACGUCAAGGAGCGUGGACUACCGACCAAAGACACCGUCGACUUUCUACAAACUAACUUCAUCGACAAAGGCGCACUCGGUGGCAAGAGUGGAAAGGGUGGAUUGUACCCUGCUGGAUAUACCACCAAGUCAAGUGGUGAAGGGUCCAGUCAUCAUGACAACCUGCACUCACCAACUUUGUAUUACCUUGAUCUUGGGAUGAAUGCCACGGAGGACAUCAUGCAUGCAGGCAAGAUCGUAGCUCAAUCAGCAUCAGGGAAAGAACCCAAGACACUGGUUUCGAAUCUGACCCUGCCUGAUGGCCUAGACAUCUCAGUCAAGGACAAUCGCAUCUACUGGACCAAUAUGGGCAUCCCGAGCGAAAACGAUGGAAGCAUCCAAUCGUGUAGGCUCGACGGCUCGGACGUUAAAGAAGUCGUAAAGAAAGGAGACGUACACACUCCGAAACAACUCAUCGUCGAUCAACAAAACAACAAGCUUUACUUCUGUGACCGCGAAGGCCUACGAGUUAUAAGAUGCAAUCUCGAUGGCAGCGAACAAGAAACACUGGUCCAAAGAGGCGACUGGAAGAUCAAAGAAGAUACCCAAGACAGUCUAAGAUGGUGCGUUGGCAUCUCCGUAGACAACCAGAGAGGCUACCUCUACUGGACGCAAAAAGGAGCAAGCAAAGCCGGCAAAGGCAGAAUCUACAGAGCCAAGCUUGAAAUACCUUCCGGCCAAACCGCCACCACCAGAUCAGAUAUCGAGACCGUCCUGACCGGUCUCCCUGAGCCAAUCGAUCUCGAACUCGACGAGGAAGCUGGCAAACUAUUCUGGACAGAUCGUGGCGAUCCGCCCAUGGGCAACACCAUCAACAGCAUCGACUUGCGCGACCUUACGCAUGUCGAAGACGCGAGCGAUAAUCCGAGGUACAACGUUCUUGCCCACAACAUGCACGAAGCAAUUGGCAUCAAGCUUGAUAAGAGAAACCAACAUAUUUACGCUACCGAUAUGGGUGGUUUCGUGUAUAGAUUCGACAUGGAUGGUCAGAACAAGAAAAGGAUUGUUGAUGCCGAGGAGAGGGCAUUCUCUGGCAUCACUCUAGCACAUGUAUAG
This is a messenger RNA of Aureobasidium vineae, 1851 nucleotides long. NCBI's taxonomy places the organism in Eukaryota, Fungi, Ascomycota, Dothideomycetes, Dothideales, Saccotheciaceae. The record is from the annotation of a GenBank genome assembly.